Messenger RNA from Hyalella azteca, 1330 nucleotides. Its product is annotated as cilia- and flagella-associated protein 52-like. The transcript is spliced from 10 exons. Gene Ontology annotation, biological process: cilium assembly. Gene Ontology annotation, molecular function: protein binding. The record is from RefSeq and is a predicted model, not a curated record. NCBI's taxonomy places the organism in Eukaryota, Metazoa, Arthropoda, Malacostraca, Amphipoda, Hyalellidae. Bases 110 to 1153 code for a protein of 347 amino acids.
GCAGGAGGUGUCUGUGGCGCUCGGUUUGGUGCAGCGGAAUUUCACGGACGUCAAGGUCGUGGACGGCAGCGAGCUACUGGCGGCCACCUCGUCUGGUGACGUCAUCAGGAUGAGGCUUACCGGUCCCCCUCUACAGGCUGUGCUUGUCUCCGUCAUGACCCCCCGAGGGGGGAGACAAGCCCCCCACCACACCCCCUCCCCUGGACUGACGAGCUUGCUGGCGCUGUCGAGCUGUGAUCUGGUGGUGGGGGACACGAGGGGGGCGGUGAGGGGGCUGCGAUGUGUGAGGGAGGCGGGGGACAAGCAGCCCCCCCUUAGGGAGCACGGAUCCCUUAAGAUCACGAGACCAAGGGAUCCUACCAAGCCUCUUAUGCAAGAAUUAUGGCGGGUGGAGUUGGGUGCCCCCGUGACGUCACUGAGCCUGCAGGGCUUCACCCUCCUGGUGGGGACGAGCGCCUGUGAGAUGCAACAGCUGUUCCUGGGGGCACGGGAGCUGCUAGAAGACGCGUCUCUGGGGGGCGCCGCCCCCGGCUGUGGUGCCUCUCAGCAUCCCGCGACAUGUAAGCUCCGUGCUGAUGUCCCGCCUUCGCGUCUGCUGGCCACGAGCUGUACGAGCGCCGUGCACGACUUAGCCUUCCCCAGAGGGUUAGACCACCUGCUGGUGACGGCGGGGGUGGGGGGCGUGCGCGUGUGGUGCCUAGCAACCCACCAAGAACUCCUCCGCCACGCUCACCACGGACUAGUUGCUCUCGCGUGUGACGUCACGCAUGACCGCUCAACCAUAUUGGCAGGGUGGGAGGAUGGUGGGCUGAGUGGAGUGGGGGCGGAGAGUGGGCGGCAGCUGUGGCGGGUCACGGGCGCCCACCAGGGCCCACUCAGCGCCCUCUGCGCCCUUAGCUCACCUCUGCUCGUUACUGGAGGUCACGACGGCAAGACUGGGGGAGGCCGCAGGGCUGCUGGCGUCCUGCGGGAGCGACGGUCUCUGCGUCGUCUGGAGGCUGCCGUGUGGGACUGGGGCGAGGGGAGGCAGGUUGGGGAGGGCCGAGGGCACACGCAGCCCCUCACACGCGUCAAGGUCUCGCCCUCAGGGGCUCUGUGCGCCUCGGCGUCAGCUGACGGCGCCUUGAUGGUCUGGCGCCUGCCUGAGCCUUGAUGGUCUGGCGCCUGCCUGAGCCUUGAUGGUCUGGCGCCUGCCUCAGCCUUGAUGGUCUGGCGCCUGCCUGAGCCUUGAUGGUCUGGCGCCUGCCUGAGCCUUGAUGGUCUGGCGCCUGCCUGAGCCUUGAUGGUCUGGCGCCUGCCUGACACUUGAUGGUCUGGCGCCUGCCUGACA